This is a messenger RNA of Dipodomys spectabilis (banner-tailed kangaroo rat), 8226 nucleotides long. RefSeq names its product tet methylcytosine dioxygenase 2 (gene Tet2). Gene Ontology annotation, biological process: positive regulation of transcription by RNA polymerase II; oxidative demethylation; myeloid cell differentiation. Gene Ontology annotation, molecular function: DNA 5-methylcytosine dioxygenase activity. The coding region runs from base 303 to 6188 and encodes 1961 amino acids. The transcript is spliced from 11 exons. The record is from RefSeq and is a predicted model, not a curated record. Gene Ontology annotation, cellular component: nucleus. NCBI's taxonomy places the organism in Eukaryota, Metazoa, Chordata, Mammalia, Rodentia, Heteromyidae.
UUUCGUAGAGAAGCAGAAGGAAGCAAGAUGGCUGCCCUUUAGGAUUUGUUAGAAAGGAGACCCGACUGCAAGGACUGGAUUGCUGCAAGGCUCGGGGACGAGAACGAGGCUGGCAGACUUUCCGCAGCAAACCUCCCAGGAUUAUCCAUGUACCCUUGCUCCUGUUGAGCCUGCGCACUCGGAAGCAGGAGAUGGGUCCAUUCUCAGCCAAUAGGACAUGAUCCAGGAGGAGCAGUGAGGAAGAACAGAGCUGCUGGAUUCAUUCAGAGGGCAGCCUUGUGGAUGGCCCCGAAGCAAGCCCGAUGGAAGAGGAUAGAACCAACCAUGUGGAGGGCAACAGACAAAGUCCAUUCCUGAGACCAUUACCUUCCCCGAUCUGCCAGGCAGAACCUCUGGCUGUAAAACUCCAGAAUGGAAGCCCAGUAACUGAGAGACCACAUCAAGAAGUAAAUGGAGAUACCAAGUGGCAGUCUUUCAAGAGCUAUUACGGAAUACCGCAUAUGAAGGAUAGCCAGAGUAGUUGCACCAGUCCAGAUUUCAUCCAAGAAGGCCAAGGGUAUUCCAAGCAUUUGCCAAAUAGAGGAAUAAAACGCACACUUAGUGAACCGUCUCUCUCUGGGCUCCCAAAUAACCGGAAAUGGAAACAAGACCAAAAGGCUAAUGGAGAGAGAAAUAACUUCGGGGAAAGGCAAGAAAGAAAUCCAGGUAAAAGCAGCAGUCAACCAAAUGUCUCCGAUUUGAGUGAUAAGACAGAAUCUGUGAGCUCAGUCACCCAAGAAAAUUCAGUGAAAAAUUCCACCAGUUUCCCAUCCAGUCACUGCAACGGCUCUGAAAAUCCAGAGCUUCAGAUUCAGAAUGAGCAGGAAAGGGAAAAUGCUAGCUACCACAACAAGAACCUUGUAUUACUUCUUACAAACCAGGCAGUGCUAAUGCCUAAUGGUGCUACCGAAUCUGCCUCUUCCAUGGAAAACACACAUGGUGAGCUCCUGGAGAAAACACUGUCUCGAUACUAUCCAGGGUGUGUUUCCAAUACAGUGCAGACGACCACAUCUCACAUCAAUGCCAUUAACAGUCAGGCUACUAAUGAGUUGUCCUGUGAGCUCACUCACCCACUGCAUACCUCAGGGCAGAACAAUUCCCAGACCUCAAUCCCUGAGCUGCCACCAGAGCCAGCAGAGGCCUGUGAUGCUGAGCAUGCCAAGAAACCCAUGGCAAUGCUGGGGACCACUUGUUCCCCCCAAACACCAGACUACCGCCAACCACAAAAGUCACUCUUUGAGCUUGGCUCAUCUCCAGCAGAAAACAGCCACCUUCAAGGAAACAUGAGACUCGUCUCUGGUGAAGAAUUCUGUUCAGGUGUCAGAAGCAAGUCGCAAGCUCCUCAUGGCAACUCUGAACAGUAUUUAAAGCAAAAUGAAAUGAAUGGUGCUUACUUCAAGCGAAGCUCAGUGUUCACUAAGGAUUCCUUUCCUACCACUCCCACGCCACCCCAACUGCUUCUUUCUCCCCCUCCUCCUCUUUCUCCUCUUCCUCAGUUUCCUUCAGAAGGAAACAGCACUCUGAAGGAUGGAGUUUUGGAAGCAAACCACCACCAUCCGAACCAAAAUAACAUAACUCUUCUACAGGAAGUGAAAGUUGAAGGUCAACGUUUGACCAGAGCAUCCCAGAGUCCUGAUCCCUCUGCCAGCCUAUCCAACCCUUCCCUGUUGCUUCCAGAAGGUCCUCAGAAUAAUUGUGUUAAUAACAAUGGCCUCCGGACACCUGGUACAACCACUGUUCCCUUGGCUUCUGAGAAAACCACAGUAGCAGAACAUCUCAAACAUAACCCUCCAACCCUUGGUAGCCACCAUCCCCAGCAGCUGAUGGGCUGCAAAGAGGAAGCGAUGGGGAAGGAUCGAACACAAGAUCACGUGCUCCCAACUCCACACUCUCUGAAACCAGGAUGGAUUGAAUUGAAGACUCCGCACUUUCAUCAAGCGGAAUCUCAUCCACCCUUCCGUGAGGCCUCGCGACAGUGUCAAUCCAACAAUGCCCAUCCAAUCACCUCCACACAAUACACUGGAAAUUCCAACAUAAGUGGAGGGCUCUCCAGGCAAGUUUAUCUCCAGAAAAUGAUGCCGCGGGAGCAGAAGUUACAAAUGUACCAGGUGGAGACAGGUCAAGGGCAGUCUCAAGGUAUGCUGGACCAACAUCUCCAGUUCCAAAAACUCUCUCCCCAAGGGCAUGUUUCUAAGACAGAGCCUUCGCCUGAACCUCCCAGGAAGGUACCGUGUGCCUCUCGAUUUUAUUUUCCACAAAGAGCAGAUCCACACACUGAGAAGUUCCUGUCCCCACAAUUAAAACGGCACUUGAAUCAACAGGUUACUGAGCCUGAGCCCUUUUCAAGCUCAACACUUAAGCGUCUCAAGAAGGCUGAACAAAUCCCACCAUCCCCAGAUCCACACUUCUCUCAAAACCAGCAGCUGCAGCAGCAAAAAUUACAAAUGAGGAGUAAAGAACAAAUGUCUCAGGCUUUCCCUCACCCCCAAGGUAAUAACGAUCAGCAAAGAGAAGGAUCAUUCUUUGGCCAGAUUAAAGUAGAAGACUGCUUUAGUGGUGAAAAUCAGUAUUCAAAACCAAAUGAGUUCCAAGCUCGUACUACCCAAGAAAAAUUAGAGCAAGUACAGAAUACUAAUAGAAAUGUCCCUUAUGGUCAGAUCUUGAAGUCAAGUGCAAGCAAUCCACACCUUAUCCCAGAGGGUAAUGAACAAACCAUACAUUCUGAAGUCUUUGGAGGAAGCAAGACCCCCAACUUGCACCACAUGCACUAUUUUCCAAAUCAUGUGACUCCAAAGCAAGAAGUUCCUCACAGGUGCUUUCAAGAACAAGAGCAGAAGCCUCCACAAGCUUCAGUUCUACAGGGAUAUAAAAGCAGAAGCCAGGAAAUGUCAGGACAACAAACUGUACAACUAGCUCAGCAAAGGUACUUGAUGCAUCACCCUGCAGAGGCAUUUCCUGCUUCUGAUCAGGGAGGAUGUCGCAUUCGUGUUAGCCCUACCCCAAAGGACAUCCAAAAGCAUGCUGCUCUCAGGUGGCACCUCUUGCAAAAGCAAGAGCAGCAGCAAGCUCAGCAAGUCCAAGCUGAGUCCUGCCAAAAUCAGAUGCACAGGCCCAUCAAAAGUGAGCCUGGCUCCAAGCCCCAGGCCUGUAUGCGUGCAACAACACCUCAAGAGAACAAAACUUGGAAAAAGACACCCAAACAAGAGAUUCCACCUCUGAGCGGCGAGAAUAGCCAGCAGAAGAGCAUCAUCGAGACCAUGGAACUGCAGGUGAAGCAGUUUCAGGCCAAAUCACUCUUUGACCAUAAAGCACUUAGUCUCAAGUCCCAGAAACAUGUGAAAGUAGAGAUGUCUGGGCCAGUGACAGUUUUAACGACACAAAUCAAUAGCCACACUUCAACAUCAGAGCAGCCAGCAUCGCCUUUAGAAAAGACGCCCAGCAAAAGAACAGCUGGCUCCAUUUUCAAUAGUUUUGUAGAGUCACCUUCCCAAUUAUUUGAGGCGCCUAUAAAAAAUUUAUGGAGUGCACCUGCCAAGACCCAGUAUGAUUUCCCAUCGUGCAGAUGUGUAGAGCAAAUUAUUGAAAAAGAUGAAGGUCCUUUUUAUACCCAUCUAGGAGCAGGUCCUAAUGUGGCAGCUAUUAGAGAAAUCAUGGAAGAAAGGUUUGGAGAGAAGGGUAAAGCUAUUAGAAUUGAAAGGGCCGUCUAUACCGGCAAAGAAGGCAAAAGUUCUCAGGGAUGCCCUAUUGCUAAAUGGGUGAUACGCAGAGCUAGCCUGGAGGAGAAGCUGCUGUGUUGUGUCCGAGAGCGAGCUGGCCACCGCUGCGAGGCGGCCGUGAUCGUGAUUCUCAUCCUGGUGUGGGACGCGAUUCCCAUCCAGCUGGCCGACACCCUGUACUCGGAGCUCACCCAGUCGCUGAGGAAGAACGGCGCCCUCACCAAUCGCCGCUGUGCCCUCAAUGAAGAGAGAACCUGUGCCUGUCAGGGGCUGGACCCAGAGACCUUCGGUGCCUCCUUUUCUUUUGGUUGUUCAUGGAGCAUGUACUACAAUGGAUGUAAGUUUGCCAGAAGCAAGAACCCAAGAAAAUUUAAGCUGCUUGGGGAUGAUCCAAAAGAGGAAGAAAAACUAGAGUCAUAUUUUCAAAAUCUGGCCACUCUUCUUGCCCCAAAAUACAAGACGCUUGCACCAGAUGCAUACCAUAAUCAGAUUGAGUUCGAACACAGAGCUCCGGAGUGCCGCCUGGGUCUGGGGGAAGGUCGCCCAUUCUCUGGGGUGACUGCGUGCUUGGACUUCUGUGCUCACGCCCACAGGGACCUACACAAUAUGCCGAAUGGCAGCACAUUGGUAUGCACCCUCACAAAAGAAGGCAAUCGAGAAUUUGGAGUGAAACCUGAGGAUGAGCAGCUCCACGUACUGCCUCUGUACAAAAUCUCUGAUGUGGAUGAGUUCGGGAGUGUGGAAGGCCAGGAGGAGAAAAAACGCAGUGGUGCUAUUGAGGUUCUCACCCGUUUUCAUCACAAAGUCCGGAUGCUAGCCGAGCCGGCCAAGAGUUGUCGACAAAGGAAACUUGAAGCCAGGAAAGCUGCCGCUGAGAAGCUUUCCAAUUCUUUGGAGAACAACUCAAGCAAGAAUGAGAAGGAAAAGUCAGCCUCAUCACGGACAAAGCAGACUGAAACUGUAGGCCAGGCCAAACAGCUGGCAGAACUUUUUCGACAUUCUGGACCAGUCACCCCUCAGAGCCACCAGAGCCACCAGAGCCAGCGACCCCAGGCACCCCAGCUGCCGCCACAGCACACUUUGACCAGCAACCCUCAGUCAGAAUCUGUCAGCUCUUCCUCUUCCUCCACGUCCAGCAAUGUGUACAUGAGACGGCCCAAUCCCAUCAGUCCUUAUCCAAGCUCCCCGCACCCGUCAGAUAUUUAUGGUGGCGCCAACCACAUGAAUCUCUAUUCCACCUCCCCCCAGGCUGCUAGUUCAUAUCUGAGUUCUUCUAAUCCCAUGCACCCCUAUCCUGGACUUUUAAAUCAGAAUAACCAGUACCCAUCCUAUCAGUGCAAUGGCACUGCGUCCAUGGACAACUGCUCCUCCUAUCUGGGCUCCUAUUCGUCCCUGACUCAACCCAUGGAUUUAUACAGAUACCCAAACCAAGAUCAUCUCUCCAGGCUGAAUCUUCCACCCAUCCACACACUCUACCAGCAGAGGUAUGGCAACGACCAGAGGAUCACUUCGAAGUACUACGGAAACCAAAACCUGCAGGGCGAUACCUCCAGCGGUUCUACCCUGAGACCAAGUGUUUGCCAGGCGGGGCCCUUCCGUCCCCACUCGGCUCCCGAGGCGGAAGACCCCUGCAUGGGAGCUGCCUCCAGAUUACCACCCAGUUCCAGCAACCCAAGCCUAGAUUGUAAAAACAAUGAUCCUCAGCCACCUGCUCCCCUGACCCCCAACUACAGCACAGGCCUGGGCUCCCUUCACACCCUGAACCUGCAACCCAAGACCAACAACGCGCUUGCCCACACCACCAACGGGCUUUCCAAGAUGUUUCCAGGGCUGAGCCAGGACGGAGCUGCUGCCGCUCCUCCCAGCGUGCUGUACAGGUUAAGCGAUGCUGGCAGUCAGGACAAGCAGCCCAUGCCUGUGGUCCAGGCGGUGGGUCCGGGUAAAGAGGACAACGAAGAAGUCUGGUCAGACAGUGAACAGAGCUUCCUGGAUCCUGACCUUGGGGGUUUGGCUGUGGCUCCAACUCAUGGGUCCCUGCUCAUUGAGUGCGCAAAGCGUGAGCUUCAUGCCACCACCCCCCUAAAGAACCCAGAUAGGAACAAUCCCACCAGGAUCUCGCUGGUCUUUUACCAACACAAGAGUAUGAAUGAACCAAAGCACGGCCUGGCGCACUGGGAAGCCAAAAUGGCUGAAAAAGCUCGGGAGAAAGAGGAAGAGUGUGAGAAGUACGGCCCGGAUUAUGUGCCUCAGAAAACGCAUGGCAAAAAAGCGAAGCGGGAGCCGGCCGAGCCGCACGAGCCCGCUGAGCCCACCUACCUGCGCUUCAUCAAGUCUCUGGUGGAAAAGACCAUCUCGGUGACCACAGAUUCCACGGUGACCACGUCUCCAUACGCCUUCACCAGGGUCACGGGGCCUUACAACAGGUACAUAUGAGGCCCCUACGGCCAGUGACCCCAUGUGAACUGACAUCAGCCACCCUAGUGCUUCGUGUAGCUCUCAAGACCUGGGCAGGGUGGAGAGGGGAACGGGGGAGCUUCAUUUCCACUGAUCCCCAAGUGGUCAUUCACCAAUGGUGUCCAGGAAAACAAAAAAAAUAGCAUUCUAUGCAAAAAGCAAAAAACAAAACAAAAAAAAAGGUGUGGACAUAUCCUUGAUUUCGUUUCCAUUUUCAAACACUGGUUCUGUGAUGGGAGGGUCUAAUAGGUAAAUGUGAUUCCCUUUAACAGCUCAGCCUAUCUGUGGCCACUUUGAAUAAUACAUAAGGUUUGCGUAGUGUUGGGACACAAAAACUGUCACCGUACAGUUGCAGGAAUCUUCACAUAGCAUCUGGUGCUGAAUAUACAAUGUACUGAAAUACUGGAAUCAUGGCUUUUUAACAUGCAGUUCUUACUGUACUCUUAAUAUUAACUUAUUUAUCAAUAUAGCUACAGGAAGAAGCAUUGAGUAACAGCAAAACACUGAAUUUGUUUGGAUGUGCUACAAACUGGUGCUAAGAAAAUGGUGUCUUUAAUAGCUGAAAACAAUGCCUUUCUAUCAUCAAGUUGCUGUCAAUGUACCCUCGUGAUAACACCCCUUGAAGAGUUAGGGGUACCUUUGCAUUCAAGUUUUUAAUCAAAGUGAUCUGUUCUUAUACAAGCUUACUUUAAAAAAAAAAAAAAAAAGGACAUUUUAAUGGCCUCUGGAUCUUGUUCAUCCACUCACGUCCUUACAGGACAAUAAAUGUACGCAUGUACAUAUACACACAUAUGUUUGUAUACAUGUAUAUGUCUAACUAUUUUAAAUGGUGUUUUAGAAGCACUUUGCCUACCUAAGCCUUGGCAACUUGAACAAUGCGAAGGUACUGAGACGUUUAAGAAAGAAACAAAGGUUUACUUUUAUUUUGAGAUGAAAAAGAUUAAAAAAAAACAAACACACACACACCCUGAAAGCUUACUGGAUUCAAAGGAAUACGUCAGUCCAUAAGACACAUGUGUUCUGGUGCUCAUUUCCCAUGCUAUACAGUCCAAUACAAAACUGUAUGACAAGUUUGUCACUCAGAAAUGUACCUUUUUUUAUGCAGAAUUUUCCGUUAGCUGUGGGUUGUGCUUAGCCACAUGCUAAAGACUCAGCCACUCUUAGUUACUGAAGCUUGCGCUGGUCUCCAGACCUAGGUGAUCUUCAGAGACCAGAACGGCUGUCUGCUUUUAUGUUGAAACUUGUGUUCAUCAUUGUGAUUGCUUAGGAAGAUUGAAGUGGACUGAAUAAACAGGGUUAGUUCCAUUUGAAUCUUGAUGGUUACAAAGAAGGCAACGAAAAAAUAAAUAAAUAAAAAACAGGCAGCUGGUUUGCUGUGGUGAUUUAAAAUCAUUAAUUUGUAUAAAGAAGUUAAAAGAGUUAUAUAGUAAAUUAAAUUGUAAACAAAGCUUUUUUAAUGCAAGGCUUUAGUAUUUUAGUACUGUAAAAAUUUUAAAUAUAUACAUAUUUGUGUAUAUGUGUGUAUAUAUACAUAUAUAUAUAUAUAUAUGUAUAUAUACACCCAUACUUACAUGAGAUGAAAGCAGAUUUCACAUCACAAUGGUGCUACUCAGCCUGCUACAAAUAUAUCAUAAUGUGAGUGAAGAAUUAAAGGUUUGAGUGAUGUCCCUGGUUGUCAUAUACCUCAAUAUUAGUGUGGCAAUAAGAUAGGAACUGAGUGUAAACUUAGCAUUGUGUACCACCAUUUUGUUUUUCAAGUCAUUUUUUAUUGCUUUAAAAAAAAGCAUACUUUUUUUUUUUAAAUCAAUACUUGAUUUUUUAGCAAGUAUAACUUGAACAUCAACCUUUUUGUUCUAAAAAUUCAGGGAUAUCUCAGCUCAUGUUCUCCUAUGCCAAUGUCACCUGUGUUUAUGUAAAAUUGUUUUAGGUUAAUAAAUGUAUUCCUUUUCUUUCAGGGAUCUAACCCUUUUAUUUUGAAUCCCUCCUAUUUUCCUUGUAUAUGUAUUGAUGUAAGUAA